Adelges cooleyi (spruce gall adelgid) is the source of this 2621-nucleotide messenger RNA. It is a transcript of the gene CysRS, whose product is annotated as cysteine--tRNA ligase, cytoplasmic. NCBI's taxonomy places the organism in Eukaryota, Metazoa, Arthropoda, Insecta, Hemiptera, Adelgidae. Gene Ontology annotation, molecular function: ATP binding; cysteine-tRNA ligase activity. Gene Ontology annotation, biological process: cysteinyl-tRNA aminoacylation. The transcript is spliced from 11 exons. Gene Ontology annotation, cellular component: cytoplasm. The record is from RefSeq and is a predicted model, not a curated record. The coding region runs from base 241 to 2427 and encodes 728 amino acids.
UUUGUCAUCAUCAUCCACAUGGCAUCAGGGAAAUGGUCGUGUGGUCCAAAUUUGGCAAUUAAUAUUUAAUAAAAUUAAUUACAUUGCUACAUUUUCUUUAAUUUAAAAAUAAAUUAAUAAAGAAUUUAACAAACAUCAAUAUGUUUUUCCUUUAUUUUUAAUAAAAUUUUAUUUUUCUCAUUAUAUAAUUUUUGCACAGAUCUUUUUAUUAAUGGUUUUUUGGUGUUAUAAGUAGAAAGUAUGUCUGUCACCAAAAGAACUCAACCAACUUGGGCUGUUGGAAAUCCAUUAGAAUCGCCACAGUUGAAACUGUAUAACAGUUUAACGAGGAGAAAAGAAGUAUUCGUACCAAAAAAUGGCAAUAAAGUUCUUUGGUAUAGUUGUGGACCUACAGUUUAUGAUGCUUCUCAUAUGGGCCAUGCUCGAAGUUAUAUAACAUUUGAUAUAUUAAGACGGGUACUAGGAGACUAUUUCCGUUAUAAUGUUGAGUAUGUUAUGAAUAUCACCGACAUUGAUGACAAAAUAAUUAAACGAGCACGACAACUGCACCUCUUUGAAGAAUAUGUAAAGAACACUACAGUUAAACAAACUAUAUUAAGCGAUAUCCUAUUGGCUCUAGAGGAUCUAGAAAAAAAUGUUAACCAAAUGGAUGCUGAUAAAAAAGCGAUGACUGUCAAAGCCAUUGAAAAAUUGAAAGUGACCGCAGAGAUAUUUGAAAAAUCUGCAAAUGCUAUGGAUGAUUUGAAAUCUGCUUUAAGUGAAAUCAAAGAUUCUUUUAGCGCAUAUUUGGAUAAAAGAGAUUGUUCUAGUGUUUCAGAAAACAGUAUAUUUGUUUCACUACCACGAUUUUGGGAAUCGGCUUUUCAUACAGAUAUGAAUGCAUUAAACAUUUUAUCACCAGACAAACUUACUCGAGUCAGUGAAUAUGUUCCUGAGAUCAUUGAUUACAUAAAAAAAAUUAUUGAAAAUGGUUAUGCUUACGAAUCAAAUGGUUCUGUAUAUUUUGAUGUAGCUGCAUUCGAUUCUAAGCCUAAUCAUCAUUAUGCUAAACUAGUUCCUGAAGCAUAUGGAGAUUCCAAGUCUCUUCAAGAAGGCGAAGGUGACUUAUCAGCGAGCACAUCAGUUGAAAAGAGAUCGCCUAAUGAUUUCGCUCUGUGGAAACAAUCAAAGUUAGGCGAACCGUGGUGGGAAUCUCCAUGGGGAAAGGGACGACCAGGAUGGCACAUUGAAUGUUCAGUGAUGGCUUCUAGUAUAUUAGGUCAAACAUUAGACAUUCAUACAGGUGGCAUUGAUCUUAGAUUUCCACAUCAUGAUAAUGAAAUAGCACAAGCAGAAGCAUAUUUUAAUAACGAAGAAUGGGUUCGAUAUUUUUUGCACUCUGGUCAUUUAACAAUAUCUGGGUGCAAAAUGUCAAAAUCUCUUAAAAACUUCAUUACUAUUGAUGAUGCUCUGAAAUGUCAUUCUUCAAGACAACUGCGACUUGCAUUUUUGUUGCACUCAUGGAAGGAAACUUUGGAUUAUAGUGAAAGUACAAUGGAAUCAGCUGUGGCUUGUGAAAAACUUCUCAAUGAAUUUUUUUUAAACAUUAAAAAUGUGACAAGAAGGUGUGAUACUGAUAAAUUAGCCGAAAGUUAUUCUAAAUGGACAUUAUCGGAAAAAGAAUUAGAUAGGAAAUUUACCCUAAGUAAAUCUAAUGUUCAUGCUGCACUUUGUGAUAAUAUUGAUACAAAGUCGGUAUUAGAUACCAUUAGAGAAUGCAUUUCUGCCUGUAAUGUAUACUUAAGAGAUUGCGACGCUACCAAGCUUAAUGCCAACUUAUUAUUAAAUAUUGCGAAAUAUAUUACAGGAAUAUUAAAAAUAUUUGGUAUUAAAACCGCCGAAGAAAUUGGUUUUCCAGUGUGCGAUGGAAGUUCAUCUAAUGAUGUCGAGUCUAUUGUCACGCCUUUUCUGGGUAUUUUAUCAGAUUUCCGUGACUCAGUUCGAUCAAACGCUCGUGCGAUUGCUUCAAAGGACAUUCUCAUUUUAUGUGAUAAGCUUAGAGAUGAAAUUCUUCCAGAUGUCGGAGUGCGUCUUGAAGAUGCAGAAGGUAAACCAACAGCUGUUAAAUUUGUUGGACGGGAAACCAUACUACGAGAAAAAGAAGCCAAAGCUAAAGUCGAAGCUGAAAAGCUAGCAGAGAAAGAACGAAAAAAGAAAGAAUUAGAAGAAGCAAAAGCUAAGAAAGAAGAGUUAAAAAAAGUACAUCCUAAAGAUUUAUUCAAAUUGGAUACUGAUAAGUAUUCAGAAUUUGAUGAAAAUGGAUUGCCUACAGUAGACAAAGAAGGUAACAAAAUUAGCAAAGGAUUAACAAAAAAGCUGCAAAAAAUACAGUCGACCCAUGUUACAUUACAUCAACAAUACUUGGACAGUAUUAGUAAAGUUAAUUAAGUGAUCAAUUGAAUUAAAUAAUUAUUGUAUUAAUAAUAAAAAUCUCAAACUUAUUGUUAAUACAACUUGUAUUAACGUAUAGUGGUAUAAUAUUUAUUUUAUAACACAAAUGUAUUAAAAAUUAUUUAUUCUGUUGGUUUAAAAAAACGAACAAAUCCUUUCAUCUUCUGAAUCUAUAUUUUUUGAAGUUUAAA